This is a messenger RNA of Lytechinus pictus (painted urchin), 5064 nucleotides long. RefSeq names its product Fanconi anemia group D2 protein-like. Bases 180 to 3902 code for a protein of 1240 amino acids. The record is from RefSeq and is a predicted model, not a curated record. Gene Ontology annotation, biological process: interstrand cross-link repair; homologous chromosome pairing at meiosis; double-strand break repair involved in meiotic recombination. Gene Ontology annotation, molecular function: DNA polymerase binding. The transcript is spliced from 34 exons. Gene Ontology annotation, cellular component: nucleus; condensed chromosome. Lineage: Eukaryota; Metazoa; Echinodermata; Echinoidea; Temnopleuroida; Toxopneustidae.
ACGGUACGCGCGGUUUCUUUAAACAUGGAAGUGAUGUCAAUGUCAUCAUAACGUUAAAAACUCUUCAGUCUAGCAGUUGUUUCCUUGUUUGAACCAUUUCAUCAACUGAUUUGCAGAACUUUCGGGGGCCCCUAGGCCUAACCCUUCCAUCGUGUACCCCCAGUGCAAUAUCAGCAGACAUGGCUAAGUCCAAAGGAAAACCAAAGAGACAGAGGGAAUCACUUCCAGAAGAAAACCCUACAUCAACUGAGGGUGCAGUGAAAGCUAAAAGAGCAAGAACAAGUGCUGACAAGGGCAGGUCUAGUAAUGUGGCUCCUGUUGUUGACAAAUCAACAUUUGGAAAGAUGGUAAUGGAUGCUGGAUUCUGUCUUAUUGCUGGAGAUCAUCCUAAUCAACUCAAUGUAGACCAAGUGAUGUUUCAGAAAAAGCUGAGGAAAUCAGUCAAGUCUAGGAUGAAUGUAGAAGAGACAGUUGAAGAAUUUAUAUCAGGUCUCCAAAAUCAUAUUGAGGAUCCAGUCAGGUUCAAAUACAGUCUUCUCCCAACUUCCUCCUCUGCUGAAUGUGAGAGCGCCAGGGGAGGGAAUCAGGAUAGUCUCAUGAGAUUGAUUCUUGCCAUUGAUGAGCUACAGCCUGCUCUGGUCAAUAUGUUGCUUGAAAAGCUGCCUGAAUUCAUGGGAGAAGAAGAUAGCAUGUUUGACUACAGUGAGGCAGUGGACUUACCUAAACUAAUUCUCAACCAGUUUCAUUGGAUGGACAAUGUUAUCAACAGCAAGGAGAUGACAGAUAAGAUGCUUGAGAUGGUUGAGAUAUCAUCUCCAUCGGUCCAGAGAGAGAUCAUUGCUUGCGUUCCAGAAGUAGUUAGUGAUCAAGAACAUAGUGAGCUAGCUAACAGAUUGAAAAAUAUGUUAGAAUGUAAUUCUCAGCUGACUGUACCAAUCAUUGAUGCCUUGGAUAACCUCAACUUAACUCCAGAGCUUCUUAGAGAGGUUCGCAGUUCAGCUCUACAGAGUCUUGUAUCUGCUGAUCUAGAUGACUUACCUGUUGUUAUCAAGUUUAUUCUCCAGUCUGUGUCUUCUACUGACUCUUUGGAGGUUAUCAGUGAACUAAGAAGGAACUUGGAUUUCCACACAUCUCUUCCACCAUCUUCCGCAUCUACACCCUUUGUGAGAUCAUCUACCUCGGGGAAUGCAUCAAGUCAUAAGAAGACUGUUGAUAGUGAGAUGCUGAUCCUAGAAACCAUCAAAUCAACAAUGAGAUUCAACAAAGUAUUAGCGGAUGGAUGGCAGAAGGCUAUUGAGAAUGUAUCUGAUGCAGUCGGUCACAAGGUUCUCGAUAUAUUUGUACUUCUCAUAUCUCAUGCUGUGGCCAAUAGAAAGAAAUCUGUUGAAGCUGUGUUCAGACAUAAAGUACGCAAAGGACACUUCACAGAAGAACUGCUUCAAGCAACAUUCACUUCACAUGCCAAGGUGAUAAGAGAUUAUUUAGGAUCACUGCUGUGUAUUGCAGAGAAACUAUUGAGAUCGCCUGAGCCUCAAGUCAGUCAGUUUGGAUCUAAGGUCUACCAAACGGCAUUCAAUGCAUUUGAUGUUUAUAGUAAACAGGAGAUUGUAGGAGCAUUGGUAACACACAUUGGCAGUGGUUUAUCAGAUGAGAUGGACUCUGCGCUUGACAUUCUCUCGUAUCUUGCAGCAUCCCAUACCAAGGAUCUUGCACCUUUUGCUGUUUUCAUCAAAGGUGUUCUUGACUACCUAGAUAACUUAUCAAUGACCCAGGUCAAAAAACUCUUCUCAGUUCUAGCUAUCUUAGCAUACAGAGGUGGUAGCUCUGGAUCUACACUCCAAGAUGAGUUGCAGAUUGUUGUUCGUAAGAAUCUAACAAGCAAUAGUCCCAAGUACAAGCGCAUGGGAGUGGUAGCUGCCCUAAUGGUUAUACAGAACAUGGCUAGGAAAGGGAUUGAUUCUGGGAGUGGUAAGCAAGCUCUAGCAUCAUUACCUCAGGAUAUCUUCAAGCAAGUGAUAGGUCUUCUUGAUCUGGUCAAAUCAAGCUGUGGUCAAGCACCUGAGGCUGCUGCUCUAUUCUUUGAUGAAUUAGCAAACAUUGUUCAGAAGGGUGACUUACAUCCUAAGAUACUGGAAACUGUCGGUGAGAACAUCCUUGAUGAUUUUCAAACAGACUUUGUGGUUGAUAUUGAAGCUGAUGCCGCCACUGUGAAUUAUGGCUUACCAAUGGGUGAGAUGUACAGUAUGGAGGGGGAGGAGUCACAAGGGGGUGUAGCCAUCAAUCUCCUCCCACUUAUUUACAAGGCAGAGAAAGACAAACAGAAGACUGUUGCUCCAAACAAGAAGGCACAAAGAUGUGUAUCCCCAGCCUGUCUGGCCCCACAUUUCCGUUUACUUCGUUUCUGCGAGCAAGCUCAACAUGAUGGUAGCUUAGAAGGGAUUGAUGCUCUCCUUGGUUGUCCUCUAUACUCAUCUAAAGAUGACCUGGUUGCUAAGAUACAAUCACUAUCCAAACAAGAGAAAGAACUCAUGUCUACCAAUCUCUUCCUCUGCAUCAACUGGUUUCGUGAAGCAAUCAAUGGUUUUGCAACCCUUCAAGACCCAGAGAUGAGAGGCAAGGUGUUGGGAAGACUACAAAACAUCACCAGACUACAAGAACUCCUAGAAACAUGUCUUGAAGCUACUCCAUGUUUCAUUCCUCCCAUUGCUCAUUUUGAUUGUGAGCAGCCUCAGACGAGUCCAUUAAUGACAGCACAGAAUUCAUCAUCAUCAAGUAAAGGUGGCAAGAAAGGAAGGAAACCUAAAGAUGAUAAAAAGAAAGGAGAUGAAGAUACAAGUGAAAGCACAGUCCUGACAGAAUACAACUAUGUCUCACAGGAGAAUAACAAACCAAAUGAUACCACAAUGGCUGAUCCUAUGAAGGAAGGAUCUAAGAAGAGUAACAAGGAUGCACCUAUCAUUGACUGGUCUAGGUCUAGAGCAUUCUUUCGAGAGCUGGAUUUAGAUGUUUUCUCUGUUCUUGGUUGUGGGCUUGUAUCAAGGACUAUACUAGACACAGAGAUGAAUACAAAGGAGGUACAUGUCUUGCAGCUUCAACCUCGUGAGUUAGAGUUUCUCCUUCAAGAUCUCAAUAGUAAACUAGAUCACGCCCUUCCUGCCUCACUUGGAAGGAGAACAUUUCUAAAGUCUAAAUGGGACAAGACGAUUGGGUUCUCACACUUGGACCAGCUCAGCCCGAAACAAGUGGCCAAGAAAGCUGUCAAAAUGUUACCCUUGCUCUGCCAGCAUCUGGAGGCAACCAGUGGAUUCUUUCAGACUUUGAUGGCUCAGAAUGAUGGUAUGAUAGACGGUCCAGGAUGGAAUACAGAAGAAGCUCAUCAGAUGGGACGAUGUCUUCAUCUCUUACUCCAAGCCCUUCUUGCUCUCUUCUCAUGGAGUGGCUUUGUAUCAUCAGUAAAUCAAUCUAUCUUUGAGGAAGCAAUGGCUACUCUCAGCUCUCGUAUUACUGAUGCUGGCAAGACUUCCUUUACCUUCACUCAAUCUCUUAAACAUGCUGCUCAUUACAUAGAGAAUUUCUCUGGUACUGUACCCAAUCUUGCCAUCGGUGUAACUAUCCUUAAAGUCAUGGUUAGCAUCAACAACAAAGGACCUACACCUGCUGCUAACAAGAAAAUAGCAACCCUUGCUGAAUCUAUGUUAAAGAGAGAUUGGUUAGAUGAAGAUGGUGUUAGAGAGAAAGGAGCCAAAUACAAUGAGCUUCUUCAGACAGUCAUUGAGAUCUACUUGCAUCAUAGUGAAGAUUCUUUAUCAUCUGUUGAGAUGCUAUGUACAGAAGCCUUACCUGAACUUGAUCCAUCAGAUAAGAAUGUAGCAUCAGCUCUCUUCCCAACCCUCAAUAGGUAAGGAUAUACAUUUAAUACUUCUAACAUUUCCUAAUACUUUUCCCUAUGAUUUUUUUUUUACGUUUCAAGUUCAGUUUAAAGUUUCGAACCAAGUCUUAUACUUGCAUCAUUGUUCAAUGCUCCAUUCAGCUUUGCAAAGCACCUUUUGUAUCUCAAUACUGUUUUUUUUUUUACCCCAUUCAAUUCAAUUACCAACAAUCCCACUCAACUGUGCCCGUGGAUACGCUUUUGUUCUUCUUUGUCUCUCUUUCUGUCAGUUUAAUAUGGUUUUUCAAACUGCUGAAUCAACUUCAUACCAUCCCCCAAUCAAAUGUUUCCUUUUUUCUAGUUAUCUUUGCAUGGUUGGGUGGAGUAGGGUUGCAAAAUUCCCAGGAAUUUUCGUGGUGGAAACUUUUCAUGGGAAUAAAUGGGAAUUUGGGGAAUUUUCAGGAAUUUUCAAGAAAUUUUUGGAAUUUUCAAGAAAUGGUGGACAUUUUCAAAAAGUAUAUAUACAGGAAUUAAAAGGAUUACCCUGGCAGAUGAUGCUUGAUUGUGCUUUGUCAGCAAGUUUCAAGCCAAAUAUUAUUCUAAGAUGGUCAGACAAGGCAGAAUUUCAAUGAAUUUCAUGUAAAAGUUGAUUUACUGUAUUAGUGGCUGAAUGGUACAUGCGAUGACAAUACAUGUACACUGCAAAUGCUUUACACAAGAGAUAUACAUUGUUCAUUGAAUGAUGCCUAUUGGAUUUUCUGAUCUUUUUGCAGAUUAUGAGAAUCAUUAAUGAUUAUAACAUUAUUGUUGUUAUUAGCAUUAUUAUUUUAUUAUCAUAACUUUAUUUCUCAUUUAUUUCUGCAUAGCAGAAGUAAGAACUUGGUGCUGUUUGCGUUGUUAAUUGAUGAUUACAUGUAUAAAUACAGAUUGCUGGUUCAAGCUUAAAGUUCAAUUAAGCCUCUCAGACAGAAAGAUUUUGUUCAUUAUUUUCAAAAUACUAGAUCAAAUUAAAUGAAACUGAUAUGACUUUGUCAUUUAAUAUUACAAAAGAUAUGAAAUUAAUAGAAGUUUCUCAAUCUCAAUCAGGGUCAAAGGUCAACAAACUUAGUGCAUGUUUUUUUUUCCCUUUGUGAAAAAUUGUUCAUCUUGAUUGUUUUCAAAGUCAGCCAUUAUAUUGUUAUUUUCCUCCCCCCCCC